This is a messenger RNA of Vigna unguiculata (cowpea), 2307 nucleotides long. The record is from RefSeq and is a predicted model, not a curated record. NCBI's taxonomy places the organism in Eukaryota, Viridiplantae, Streptophyta, Magnoliopsida, Fabales, Fabaceae.
AUGGGCAGUUACUUUCUCAGACUAUUGUUAUCAGUGUUUGUUCUGCUUAUCAAAGUAUCCGUUCUUGGAUUGAACUCGCCAUCAGAGAGUUCUUAUGUGAAAUGCAAAGAGAGGGAGAAACAAGCACUCCUCAAUUUCAAACUAAGUGUGGAAGAUUACUAUGGCAUGCUGUUCACAUGGAGGGACGAUAACAGAGAUUGCUGCAAAUGGGAGGGUAUUGAAUGCAACAAUGAAACUGGUCACAUAGAGAAGCUUGAUCUUCGUGGUUCAACAUCGCAUUAUUUGUCAGGUUCAAUCAAUAUCACUUCAUUGGUUGACUUACAAAAUUUGGAAUAUUUGGAUCUCAGCUAUAAUAUUUGUCUCGGAUGUCAAAUUCCAGCAUCCAUCGGCUCCUUUCAGAGCUUAAGAUAUCUCAAUCUAUCACAGUUAAUUUUCAUAGGGACAAUUCCCUAUGAACUGGGAGAUCUAUCAAAGUUAGAGUGUCUUGAUCUUAAAAGUAAUGAUCUUCAUGGAGAAGUUCCUUCACAACUUGGAAAUCUGUCACAAUUGAAGUAUCUCGAUCUUUCAAACAAUCGACUUGCUCAUGCAAUUCCUUCUCAACUUGGAAGUCUAUCACAUUUGAGGUAUCUCGAUCUUUCUGGAAAUCAACUUUCUCAUUCAAUUCCUUCUGAACUUGGAAAUCUGUCACAUUUGAGGUAUCUCCACCUUUCUGGAAAUUCACUUUCCGGAGCACUCCCUUUCCAGGUUGGAAAUCUUCCUCUCUUGCAUUCUCUUAGACUUGAUGGACGUAACGGUCUUAAUUUAAAGGAUGAAAAGUGGCUAACUUCUCUCUCUUCAUUAACAACUCUCAGUCUCUAUUCAUUUUCUUAUCUUGACUUCUCUCAUCCCUGGCUUCAAAUUAUUAGUGACCAUCUUCCAAACUUACGAGAGUUGACUCUAGUCCGAUGUGGUCUUUCAGAUCAUCAUCUUUCAUCUUUGUUUCCUUCUCAAUCCAACAUUUCCACUUCACUUUCCAUCCUUUAUCUCUCUGAUAAUAUACUGACGUCAUCAACAUUUCAAUCGUUGUCCAACUAUAGCUCUAAUCUCCAAGAGCUUCAUCUUUCUGGUAAUAACAUUGUCUUGUCAUCUCCUCCCUAUCCAAACUUUCCUUCUCUUGUGCUCCUUGAUCUCUCUUCUAAUAAUCUAACUCAAGCAUCAAUAUUUCAAGGAAAUCUCAAUUUCAGCACCAAACUGCAGGUACUUAUGUUGUCUGAAUGCGGCCUCACUGAUAAAAGCUUUCUUGUAUCAUCUGCUUACAUUAAAAAUUCUCAUUCCCUUGUCACCCUUCAUCUCUCGAAUAAUCUAUUGAAAUCAUCCGUUGUAUUUCAUUGGCUUUGCAACUUCUCCGCCAAUAUUCAAUGCCUUUCCCUACAUUAUACAUUGUUAGAAGGUCCCAUUCCAGAUGCAGUUGGGAAUGUAAUGAAAUCUCUUGAAGUUCUCGGAAUUGGCUCCAACAAACUGAAAGGCGAUAUUCCAGCUUCCCUUGGGAGCAUAUGCACAUUGAAGACAUUAUACCUUAACAGUAACAGCCUGAGUGGGAAAAUUUCUAGCUUCAUUCAGAAUACCUCAAGGUGCAACAACCCUGCACUUGAGGUGUUAGAUUUAUCUAACAACUUAAUUAUUGGAGAAAUACCAGAAAGCAUUGGGUUGCUUCAUCAGUUGCAGUUUCUUUUUCUUGAGGAGAAUUAUUUGGAGGGUGAUAUCAAUGAAUUGCAUCUCACAAAUUUGUCCCAAUUGUUGAAACUAGACUUAUCAGACAACUCAUUGUCAUUAAAGUUUGCUACCACUUGGAUUCCACCCUUCCAAUUACUUAGUUUGGGACUAGCUUCAUGCAAGUUGGGUCCUAGCUUUCCAAGCUGGCUCCAGUCUCAAAAUCAGCUAAGCUUCCUUGAUAUUUCUGAUGCGGGGAUUCAUGACUUUGUACCAGAUUGGUUUUGGAACAAGUUACAGUUUAUAAGUAGGAUAAAUAUGUCCUAUAACCGUCUCAAAGGUGUGAUUCCGAAUCUAACAAUGAAGUAUGUCAACUAUGGUCCCGAGGCAAUAAUUCUAAAUUCAAAUCAAUUUGAAGGUGUAAUUCCUACGUUUUUGUCACACGCUGGCACGUUGGAUUUGUCAAGAAAUAAGUUUUCAGAUUUAAAUACAUUAUUGUGCAGAAAUAGAGUAAUAAAAGACAUGCAUACUUUGGAUUUAUCAAAUAAUCAAAUAAUGGGACAAAUGCCUGAGUGUUGGGAACAUCUAAGUUCAUUAGUCCAUAGGUACUCUUGUUAA